Messenger RNA from Zasmidium cellare ATCC 36951, 837 nucleotides. RefSeq lists its product as uncharacterized. Bases 1 to 837 code for a protein of 278 amino acids. The record is from RefSeq and is a predicted model, not a curated record. NCBI's taxonomy places the organism in Eukaryota, Fungi, Ascomycota, Dothideomycetes, Mycosphaerellales, Mycosphaerellaceae. The transcript has 2 exons.
AUGUGGAUAGUGAUUGCUUCUACUGAGAGAUCCAAUCAUUCCCACCGUAAUCCCCAAAACAAUGGUUUGAUACCUGCUGACGAUUGUUUUGUUGCCAGUACUCCCCAUCCGACCACUUCAAACCCCAAGUCAGCAACGGCUUGGACCAGCAGCACCACAAGGCAAGUCAUCCCCCUCUCUCCCAGCACCUACUCUCAAAUGAUGAAACCUGCUUCAUCGAUCGUCCGCUCGAGAAGCUUUCUGUGGCUCGGGUAUGGUAUAAGGUCUGAGCGAUCGUUGAGGCCAUCGUCGCGAGGAGGUAUCGCCCGUCAACGAGCCCUUCAUGGACUCGCAGGGCUGCCACCGUUGAUGAAGACGAGAGCUGCGCGUUUUAGCAAAGCCUUGUGUCUGAAACUCACAAUUCCUCCUCCCUGCUCGACCGCCAGCUUUCAACGAUCUCCUGCUGACAGCUUUCGGUACAGGACUGAUCGACCAUUAUCCACCACGACCCUGAAGGCAGGUCUCUCCUUUCCUCUCCCCCUUCCUUUCAUGACGACAACUGCUCCACCCAACACCCGCUCGAGUGUGCCAGCGCCGAGCAACAGAAAGGGCCAAGGGUGGAACGCUCAGAGUUGGCGACAUGCUCGUCACCGAAGAACUUAUACGUACGUUGGCUUCGCAGGGCUGCCGCUUGUUCCAACGACCGCAGAGCUCAUCACGACCAAAAACUCAAGGCAAGUCUACCUCUUCCUCUCCAACCCCACUCCCAGCAUGAUGACAAAUGCUCUGCCGAGUGUAUGCUCGAGUUCGUCGAACCCGGGUGCACAGAAAGAAACAGAGAUGGAGCUUCGUGAAUAA